Molecule: messenger RNA, 915 nt
Organism: Hypoxylon trugodes
Lineage: Eukaryota; Fungi; Ascomycota; Sordariomycetes; Xylariales; Hypoxylaceae
Exons: 1
Coding region: 210-557 (115 amino acids)
Source: RefSeq, a predicted model, not a curated record
CCUUUCUCUUUUUCUGAAAUUGUGUUUCUCCUAUUAUGUGUGACAGAUCUCGAUGGUGUUUCAGUUUGGGUAUAACUCGGCAUCUUCUACACGACCAGGCUUCGUUUUAAUUCUUAUUUCAACUCGAGCUCUCCCACUUACAACCUACACACCACAGAAGUAGAUCAAGCAACAACAACGAAAGGCUACUUACACCUACACAUAUCAUCAUGGUGAAAUCCGAGUUCAAGGAGUGGUGGAAGAGCCAAACAGUCCACCCUUCUCGCCUUCAACCUACCGUCCCCAUAUGCCCUUGCGCGGCAUGCUUCAACGGUACGGGUCACGACCAGGAAGUGUUUCGAGACCCCAUAGACCCUAGAGAGGUCCCACUCAAGAAGAAGAAGGUCGCUGUUUCUACAUCUAUCAGCGAGAAAUUCACAGGAGAAAAGCCCCUGAAGAAGCCAUGGUACAAGUCAACCAAUGGCCUCACACGAAAGCCAAGCUCAGCGAGCAUGGCUUCAGAUCUUGCCCCUCUAUGCGCGGCAUCCACUACACAAUCAACACAAUCGAUACAAUGAGCGAAUUUCUAGAUUCUCAUAUGAUACCCAUGAUAGAAGGAUUGGCAUAAAGGAGUUAGGGCGGGAUUAAUGUUUGCGUUCGAGUCAUGAUUUCUGGGGAUAUGGUCUGGUGUGGUGUUGUCUAAGGUGUGCUGGCUUUGGUUUGGUUUCGGUUGGUUACCUAACGGGGAAAAGGGAAAAGGGAAAAGCAAAAAAGAUAAAAAGAGGCAGGGUACAGGAAAGCCUUUCCGAGAUUCGUGCGACGCUAAAGAUGCUGCUACCCGUCCCGUCUUGUCAGUGACAUGUCUUUUUGCUUUUAGGGCUUAUCGAUAUAAGCCUCUAGCGCCGGCAGUAGCACGGAAAGGUACUUAUAUACCCU